GCCCGGAGGCACCCCACACUCGACCCAGCGAUCUCCUCCCUCCCCGAGACAGCAAACGCAAUGCCUACUCACCGUGGAGACGACCAUGGACGCCACUAAGCAACAAGGGCAGAGGAGGCCAUGAAAGAGAUGGGCGAAAGCUCCCAGAUCUCUAAAGAAGGCGCUCUGCUCCGCUCUCCUGGGACUAGUGGCAUCAAUGGAGAGCGAGGAGCGGUCGGCGACGGCGGAGGAAGGCGACUGCUGCGGCUGGAUGGAGAUGGAGGAGGGCAAGGACGGUGGCGACCGGCGGAGGAAGCGGUUCAGCCAGGAGCAGAUCAAGUCGCUGGAGACCAUGUUCGAGACGCAGACCAAGCUGGAGCCUCGACAGAAACUCCGUCUCGCCGGCGAGCUCGGCCUGGAGCCCCGGCAGGUGGCCAUCUGGUUCCAGAACAAGCGCGCGCGGUGGAAGGCGAAGCAGCUCGAGCGGGAGUACUGCAAGCUCAAGGCCGAGUACGAUGCGCUGCUCUCUAACUUCGACGGCCUCAAGAAGGAGAAGCAGCUCCUCCUCCAGCAGGUGCAGGAGCUAACAGAAAUGAUAGAGAAAGCAGAGGAAGGAAGCGACAGAGUCGGAGUGAAACAGGAAGAGCACGGCCUCCGCGCCGGCGGUCAACGGGCAGACUCCUCCUUGACUUCGUCGGAGGAGCCGCAGUUUUGCUUCGCCACCAACAACUGGCCUUCCGAUCAGUACUUGUGCAGCAAUCCACAGUGGUGGGAAUUUUGGUCUCUCAGUGAAUAAAUCCCACCUGCAAGUCUGCAACGCCAACUCAAAGAAUGAAGAAACGAUGAUUUCCUUCUCAUUGAGGAAGAAGAGUGCUGCUGCAUCCAAUCAAAUGCUUAAAACAGAGUAGUGUAUAAAGUGUCUGUGUGGAAAACUUCGAACCGUCCUCGUGAAUCUACUUAGUUCUCAUCAGCAGAACAAUAUAUGUAUAUGUAAUCCUAGACGACUACCACUGUGAAUGAUCAAGGAAGUAUGUGCCCAUCCAGAGUAGUGAGGAUCUUUUGAUAUAAAGGUUACACAGUGAAUUGCCUUUGAUA
This is a messenger RNA of Zingiber officinale, 1074 nucleotides long. RefSeq names its product homeobox-leucine zipper protein HOX6-like. The coding region runs from base 197 to 775 and encodes 192 amino acids. Gene Ontology annotation, molecular function: DNA-binding transcription factor activity, RNA polymerase II-specific; sequence-specific DNA binding. The transcript has 3 exons. The record is from RefSeq and is a predicted model, not a curated record. Gene Ontology annotation, cellular component: nucleus. Lineage: Eukaryota; Viridiplantae; Streptophyta; Magnoliopsida; Zingiberales; Zingiberaceae. Gene Ontology annotation, biological process: positive regulation of DNA-templated transcription.